AUAUUUAAAAUCAGGUUCGGUAUUUCAUUUUUGCACUUUUGUUUCGCUUCACUUUGCUUCGGUGAGCCGUUAGACUUCCGAACCUCUGCCGAAUCUGCUUUUCCUUUUACUUCCCCCUUUGGCUCGUUCUCCUUCCCUUCGAUUCUCAAACGCAGAAACUCUCAGAGACAAAAAUUAGGGUUUUGAUUCUGUCUUCUUUAAUAGUCAGUACUUUUAUCUCUUUAUAUUUUGAAUAAUUCACAGUGCAUUCUUCUAUAAACCCUAGAUUUUUUUUCUUCUAGGGUUUGUAUUUGAAUCUCAUCUCUUAGGGUUAGGUAUUUAGGGAUUUGAAGGACUAUGAAAGGGAAUAGAAUGGCAAAGAGGUCUUCUUUUGGAAGCAUUGUGAGGAAGAGACUGUCUGAUAUUACCAAUUCAAUUCCACAGCCCAAAUCCCCUAUCCCUCAUAAGAAGGUCUCGCCGCCAGAUUCCUCGGCUAAGGAAUGCAUUGAUCAUCUUGUCAAGGAAAACAUAGCACUGGCAAAACUCGUUGCAGACAAGAAUCAAAUCAUUGAAUUUACUGGGAUAGAGUUGCAGAAGAUGCGAAUUAAUCUUCAGAAAAUGCAGCUGCAGAAUUGGAACCUUGCUCAAUCCAAUAGCCAUAUAUUAGCGGAGAUUAAUUUAUGUAAAGAAAAGCUAAAGGCACUUCAGCACGAUAACGUGUGCAAGGAUGCGCUGCUUAAAUCAAAAAAUUUGGAACUGGGGGGGAAAGCAAAGACGAACAGUCAAAAAAACUGCUCUCAGGUUGGCUCAAAGGAAGGGGAGGAGGCAGUUGAUGAACUUACAUCUAAUGAUAAUAGUAAACUUUGUGAAGGCCAGAGAAGGCGCCCAACAAGAAGUCAAUGUAAAUUUGGAUCCUCAAAUACGAUGGGCCCUUCGACUACAUCUAAACAAGUUGCAGAAAAGGAGACAUCUGAAAGCAAAAGACGUUGUUUGAGAAGACAAUCUGCUAGGUUUAGAUACCAACAGCAUGAACCUAAUGAGGACCUGUUUGAGAUAGAAGAUGCGAAAUUUCUACUUGCUCCGACUCCAUUUGGUUCACCUAUCAGAAAAGAAGAGAACGAUGAAAAUUGGGCCCCAGCAGGAUCUGACGCUCGAGAAUCACAAAGAACGUCUCUAGGCAGACCAAUGCGGAGAGCAGUUCAGAAGGUUCAGUCCUACAAGGAAACUCCUCUGAAUAUCAAAAUGCGGAGGUCAGGAUGAGCUUACUCCAUUGUUACUUAAUCGUUGGGAUCCAUGGACUGACUCGGUCAUCCUUUUGUGUUCUUGUUUUGCUAAUAUUAUUGUUUUUGUAGAUUAUGGAAUCUCUUCUUAAUUUAUUUGGGUAUUAUUUGUCAAGUUUCUGUAAAAACACAACUGUUUUAUUAGGCUUCUGCGGAAUGCUACUUUUGUUGAUCCGAAGUACUUAACACGAUUAACCAUUUACUAA
Molecule: messenger RNA, 1465 nt
Organism: Camellia sinensis
Lineage: Eukaryota; Viridiplantae; Streptophyta; Magnoliopsida; Ericales; Theaceae
Biological process (GO): maintenance of meiotic sister chromatid cohesion; meiotic sister chromatid segregation
Cellular component (GO): nucleus; chromosome, centromeric region
Source: RefSeq, a predicted model, not a curated record